AUACACGUUUGCAAACGACCACCAUCACUAUACAUGUAUUCAUACUUCUAAAACGUAACAUAAUAAUAGGCAAUUUUGAAAAGCAUGAUAUCGGUAGCUUUAAAUAAUUAAUGUCCUGUAAUUUUUGACGUGCAACGUACACCUUUGUCUUCCUGAGUCUGCCAUGCUGGAGGAAAUUUAUUAUGAUAUUGAGCCAUGCAAGCUGAAAUAUUGUCUAUCUAUUACUGAUGUGGAACGUGCAGACGCCAUUUUGUUAGCGGGAACAGUGAACUUUGAAAUAUUGAACUGUGAAGACUGGAUCAUAAAAAGGAAUUUGAGUCGUUAUGGCUGAAGCAUUUUGUCUCAGACGGACCCCUUAAUGUAGUCCAUUAUCCCUGAAUGCCUGAUAUUUGAUUGAGGAUACAUUAUGCAGGUUUUAAGAUUAAAUUGGGAGUGACUUUACACUAUCCACCCAUUGCAAAUUCAAUUAGUGUUCCUUUGCGAGAUAUGUUUCCAUUAGUCUUUGCAAUGCCAGCUCGUUUUAUGAGUGAAAGCUUGAAAACAGAAAUCGCAUACGGAAUGUGUUAUACGAAGAUAUAGGUAUUGAUGAAUACAAAAAGUGAGUAGUAGACCUAUUAGGCGCAUCUUAUAAAAACCAUUAUAGGUCAAUGUUUAUGAGUACAUUUUUAAAAAUCGAUAUGAUAGACUUAUAAAGGCAAAUCAGUCUCAGAAAUGUAUGUCAUCUUCUCGAGUGGAAUGGCUUGUACACAGGGUGGACGAAUAUUAUUAUGAGCAGGUUUGACACAAAGUAAGAACAACAUUCAUUAAGGCGAUUAGGAUGAUUCUGUACAAAGGACACCAGUGUGUGAUAUAGUGCGCAGUAUAUAGAAUGACACGCAAUAAAAUGGAUCCGAAGAAAUUCUGGGUCUUGAUCAUUGUGCUUGUGGUAUGCACCCUCACCCUCCUCCUCCACAAGAGUGCUAAAGUGAUGGAAAAUGGUCCAAUUCUUGUCCACCUCGAGCCAUCAGAACAUCUUGCCAACAUGUUCGGAGACACCCGGUUACUCGAUAACCCGGACACGCAUAACUUGCCUAAACCACAAGGAUUCGAAAAAGAGGAUCAUCGUUCUACUGCUGAUUCCAAAGAAAAUGAAGAAGAUCUACUUACGUAUGUACUUCACGGAUCAUCAACGGCAAAAGAUGUUUCACAAUCGGAGGGCAACGAUACCGUCAAUGACGACAGUUCUAUUGCUGAUAUCUGGAGAGAGGAGGAGGAGGACGAUGGGAUAUGGAGAAUCUUCGAGGAGGAGUACAGGAAAAUUGAUUGGAAACGGAACAAGGAUGGCUUCAACCAAUGGAGGACGGAGCUGUCGAUGUAUGGUGUGGACUCUCGCAAUGGCUUCCUGAUAACCCAGGAAUCUGUGGAGGUCAAACAAGUUCUUCCGUUCUACCUUAGUACCCAACAUACUUAUACCGUCAGUGAAUACUUCCUGUCUCUUAUUCCAAAGUCAUCCCCUUACAGCGAGAAAAGUUUGGGAAGGUGUGCUGUGGUCGGUAAUAGCGGCAACCUCAAAAACAGCGGAUGCGGGCGAGAAAUCGAUGCAGCCGAUUAUGUAUUCAGGUGCAACGUCCCACCCCUUGUUGAAUACGAAAAUGACGUCGGUUUGAAGACGAAUCUCACAUCAAUGAACCCAAGCAUGCUAGACACAAAGGAAUACGGGACUAUAUCGAUAACCCGUGAGAUCGACUACCCGUAUAACAUGGUCCUGGAACCCUACAGUGGUGUCAUCCUCCUCCCGUGCUUCAGCCACUUCUUCUACCUUCGAAAGUGCCUAAAAGCAAUCAAGCAGUACUACCUGAAGAAAGCUAAUAUGACUUUCCUUCAUCCAGACAACUUCAUAACCAUAUGGGAGUACUGGAAAGAUCGGCAACUGACCAAUCUGCCUUCAACAGGAUUUUACCUCAUAAAUGUGGCGGCCACACUUUGUGACAGCGUGGAUGUGUUUGGUUUUUGGCCCUUCGACAAGACUUCAUUGCGAUCAGGUGUCACCGAGCACGUUAUGUAUCAUUAUUACGAGGAAGGAAAAUGGCGCCCCAUACACGACAUGUACGGAGAAUUUGGACAGCUAUUCGAACUCCAUCGGGGCGGUGUUCUGAAGAUGCAUCUCGGAAAUUGCACCUCAAGUUGACGAACAAUAUCUCAUGAGAUUAUACCGAAGGCAAUCUUUUCAGUUUUAAGUGACAAUGCAGAUCUGGAGAUAUUUUCCACACAUUGUGACUUCCCUUCCGUCUUGCAUGCAUGAUUACAAGAUCAGGUAUGUCAUCUAAUGGUGUCACUGAUUAAUUGUCUGAUUGUGCACUUAUUCAGAAUUCCUUUCCCAGGUACCUUGAUACCUACUUAUCGGCGAUAAUAUCACCAUUAUACCUCUUCGUUUCGGAAAGAUUUUACAGGUUUUCGAUCACAGCCCUGUAACACAUAAAGCUCACGAUUGAUCAUGGAGCUGAUUUCUAAGUUUAAUCAUACACAACAACGAAAGCAAUCAAUCGUAAAAAUCAGCCCAAGAUCUUAUUGUAAAGCAUUAUAUCCAUGAUAUUACAGGGCUCUGCUCUGUACAGCUUUAAUAGACAAAACACGUUACUAUUCAAAGGUCAACGCCCUGAUAUUUUUAAUUUGUAUGAGAUGAUGAGACUAUCACUUUUCGUGAAGAUAAAUGAAAAUGAAAAAAAAAAUGCUUUAAGAUACAAAGCUUAAGUAAAAUGAACGGAUAAUACAUUUGAUAUCAGUAAGUAUAAUAUGUAUGCGAGGGGCGUUUUUUGUUUUUAAAAAUCCAUCAUGCCAUUUUCUGUAUAUAUUUAAAAAAGGCAUAUUCCCAUGAAUUUGCAUUAUUUUUUUUUCAAUUUAAUUUCAACUUAUUUACCAUCUUUAAAAAUAAGUGUACAUACAAAUCUGACAUGAAAUACAAAUACAUAUUGUUUAGAAAUGGAGGGAUACCCUUGAUAAGCACAGUGCUUGUAAGCAGGGUACCAACAUCCACUAAACAUUUUAGGUUAACAUUAUAAAUUAUACAUUAUAACAUUAUAAUACAAAUUAUACAUUAAAAAUACAUAUGUAAUAAUAAACACACACACACGCAUAAUGUAUACACAUAAAUUAGAGAGAGAGAAACAGAGAGAGAGGGGAGACAGUGAAGGUGGAAGAGGUAGAAAGGAAAGAGUCAUGAUAAAUACCAUUUACAAUUAAAGAAAAGAGAAUGAGAAUUUAACAUCGUAUAGAUAAUACAUUGUAACUCAGCAUGAAUUCAUUUUAGAAAAGUACAGUCUUUUUAAAGAGAGUUUGAAUUUGGAAAGUGUUGAACUUUGUUGAGUAAUGUGGUCAAGGCUAUUCCACAAUUUGAUAUAUUGCACACGGAAUGAAUUUAAGACCAUGGAAGAGGAAACCUUGGGUUGAUAAAAUAAUUUACAUUGACGCGUGUUAUAAUCAUAUACUGUUGAGUUAAGAGUAAACAUAUUAUCAAAUAUCUUUGGCAAAAUUCCAGAUUUGUAUUUAUACAUGAAAAUAAGGGAAUCCAUAGAAAUGAGAUCAGAUAAAGGUAAAAUAUUAAUUUUGAUGAACAAUGGCAUACUUGGACAUUUAUAUGGAGAUGAUGAAAUAAGUCUUAUUGAUUUUUUCUGGACUAUUGAUUUAGAUAGAUGACUUUUGAAAGUAUGACCCCAAACUGAGUUGCAGUAUGUUAGGUGAGGCAAGAUUAGGCUAUGAUACAAAGUAAUAAGUAUGUUUUUAGGCAAUAUGAAUUUAAGUUUUGAAAUGAUUCCUAUAGACCUCGAAACUUUAUUACACACAUUAUUAAUAUGUGGUUUCCAAGAGAGGUAUUCAUUAACUGUAAUACCUAAAAAUUGAAUAUUUUCUACACGUGAUAUAUCAUGACCACCGAUAGUAAGAUUUGAGAGGUCACUUGGAACCCUCCUGUUCCUUGUUCUGAAAAUAAUAAAUUUAGUUUUAUCAAAAUUCAAAGAAAGUUCCCCAGAGCUAUCUACCCUCUUCAUUCAUUUCUUUCACAACAUAUUUAAAUACAAAGAGUUGCCAAAGCUGUUGUACAUGUAUAAUGUCUCACAUUUAUAUAUACAUAUAUAUAUAUAUAUUUGAGAGAGAGAGAGAGAUAGUUUGGGUGGGGUUGGGUGUGUGUGUGGGUGAUUUGCAUAUGUAUAUGGUAUGUUCACACUCCAAACACAAACUGGUAAGGUGGAACUUAAACUAUGUAAUACGUCUAAUCCUUUUUUUUUCCUCGUCAGAAAUGGAUGUGUUCUUGUAAAAUAUGACGAGAAAAUAGUAUUUUAAAAAUAGGUAAAAUAACGGUUGCCCCUGCUGACUUAUUCAUUUAGUCAUAUUUCACUAUUUUUGUUAAAAGUAUAUAGAAUGUUUGAAGGAGAGAGAUGGCAUAAGGAAAUUCAAGGUGAUACAAGGGGAUUUUUAAUCAAUCUUUGUUUGUAUUUUUAUCAUGUUUUUUAUAUUGUACGAUUUGAAUUUGAAUGUGGAAAUAAAUGAAUUGAAAAAAAAAUUGAAUUGAAUAAAGUAACGAUGCAAUAUUCAAAUAAAUGGUUUUUUAAUUUUAUUGCAUGCUUUUUAUCAUAUAAUGCGCUUAUAAGUGUACACUUAUUCUCUUAUAGUUUAAAUUCAAUCCGCUGAAAUAACGUGAUCGGUAUUGUAUAGCUAAUGCAAUUCAUUAGACCAUUUUGAUUUGUGAUUCUUAUAACGAUGUUAUUUGAGAGUAAACAUUUAAAGAAAGAGUGUGGAUGUUGAAAUGAGUAAUAUGUCAAAAGAACUAAUUUAAUG
Lytechinus pictus (painted urchin) is the source of this 4809-nucleotide messenger RNA. RefSeq names its product sia-alpha-2,3-Gal-beta-1,4-GlcNAc-R:alpha 2,8-sialyltransferase-like. Gene Ontology annotation, biological process: N-glycan processing; oligosaccharide metabolic process. NCBI's taxonomy places the organism in Eukaryota, Metazoa, Echinodermata, Echinoidea, Temnopleuroida, Toxopneustidae. Bases 869 to 2167 code for a protein of 432 amino acids. The transcript is spliced from 6 exons. The record is from RefSeq and is a predicted model, not a curated record. Gene Ontology annotation, molecular function: alpha-N-acetylneuraminate alpha-2,8-sialyltransferase activity.